CUGCCUUGGUGGAAAAAGGUUUUAUACCCCAUGUAGUAACCCAUGUAGUGUCGUCAGGCCCUUUGGUCAUUGUUAAAAGCCGAAGGUGGGUGGAAUUGGGUGGAGUCUUCAAUGGGUGGAUCAAGAACUGGCUUUCAGUGGGUAGGCUACCAAAAAGGGAUGCUCAAUGUGUUCGAAAAUACCGCAAUGCUUAAUAAUUGGUCGACACUGAAAGUUUGUGGAUAUUGUCUUUUGUACACCCGUCUAAAGGACUCGGAAUAUAUGCUUAUUUUUCUGCAUUCUCCUCUUUCAACCUAGCCUACACUGCAGUAACCGCCGCUACUGUACCCACAUUGGAUUAGAGGGGUAGAGAACGUCAGCGUCCGUAGUAGGCAUCACAUCACAUCAGCAAUACCCAAAUUGGGACUAGCCGAGGCCGAUGAACAAGCCUUAUCUCACACAGAGGAUCCGAAGUCAAUGAAGACAUGGAUUAAUUGCGUGUGGUGACGAGAAAACGAUCAGUAUUCAGGGUGUGGACUUUAGCUCUCGAGGGUCAUCUUGUGCAGAUCGUUUGAAAUCUACCGGUUCGAAUCACAGCAGCAUACUAGAUAGCUACAGUUGCUAGUCAAGCAAUGCAUCGCCGAUUGACAUUUUAGCUAACACGUUACUGUAGCGGGCUAACUGUACCCCGGCUGGCUAGCCUCUUAAACAUCAGCAGUGUUACUUUAAUCGCCAACAAAUUUUCGCCAAGCAAAACAUGGAGACUUGUUUAAAUGUAAGCAGUCAAGUACGUUAAUUGAGUGAUAGUGUUCUGAAUUCAAUAAACGUUAUGACCCCAUAGUCCUCUGUUACAAAUCCGACUGUUAGCUAAACCUAUUCUCUGUAGUCAGCAGUAUCAAGGUGACGGACAAAUGGAAGUAAGCUAACGCUAGCUAGCUAGCUAGCAUCACUGGACCUGUGAGCUAACUGGCAGUGCACAGAAAACCGUGGUUACCAUGGCGGUAAUGAGUGCUGUGGAAUGUGGCAUCAGUGAGAACCCAACGUUACCAAGAUGAAGACUUUUUUUCCAAUAAACCGAUGGCUACUGGUUUGGUGUUAUGCAGACAAUUAGAUGCCACAUGUAAUGUAUAUCACAGGCUUACACCAUGUGUGUGGUUGGCCUCGUAUAUGUCCAUCCCUGCGGAUGACACCGGUCACUGUUUUUAAAAGCAAACAGCGGGAUAAAAGCGCUGUUGCCGGGUAGUGGUGCUGAAACGAGAGGACUGAUUUAGUUGUUACAGUAGUUAGAAACGAUCUAGAGCUAGCUGCACCAGCUAGCCUAGGUAUCUGGCUAGAUAUGUAGCCAGCUUAAGCAGCACAAUAAUUAGAAACACCACAGAUCGAUACCAAUGGUGUCUAAUAAAUUUUUAUUCGCAAUAAUUCUGUUAAAUGUGUAUAUAGGUGUACAGUCGUUUUUUUACUUUUUUGGUGGCGUGGUUUUAACAGUUCUGGUUGCUAUGGCAUUUUUAAAUGGCCCUAGACUAUUAGACUGGGCCAAUUCACCUCCCCAUCUUCAAUUCAACAAAUACGUACUAACUGGAUACAGACCGAUCUCCUCAGUGCAAGACUGUAUCAGAAGCCUGUUUUAUCUGCACAACGAACUGGGAAACAUUUACACACAUGGCAUCCCCCUGCUCUGCUUCCUGGUCCUCCUUCCUCUCAACAUCCCCUGGUCCCAGAUCAACGUCACCUGGCUGGGCGUGGUCCACUUCUUGGCCUGCCUGUCGCCCCAGCUCGGCUCCGUGGUCUACCACCUCUUCAUGAACCACGAGGGAGGGGAGCCUGUCUACCACACCCUUCUUACCCUGGACAUGUGUGGCAUCUGCAUGAUCAACACACUCGGGGCUCUGCCCAUCGUCUACAGCACACUCCUCUGCUACCCCUUCACCCGCUCCGUGGCUCUGUUAGUCUACAUCCUCCUGUCCAGCUACGCCAUCUACUGUGCCAUCACGGCUCGGAGCAGCGUGAGGCGCCUGCGUUCCUUCGCCUGGCAGGCCCUGUUCCGCUUCUCCUUCUUCCUGCUGCGCUGGGUGGGCGUGGGCGGCGGCAGCCCCACCUCGCUGCGCCACUUCCUCACCAUGGACGCGCUGGCCUUACUGGGCGGUGUCAUCAACAUCGCGCGCAUCCCAGAGCGCUUCCGCCCGGGCCUGUUUGACUACUGGUGCAACAGCCACCAGAUCAUGCAUGUACUGGUGGUGGGGUCUAUUCUCUACCUGCAUUGGGGGGUACUGGAUGACUUGCUCUGGAUCAACAGCUACCACUGUCCCUCAGACUGAUACACCCCCAGGUGCAGCAGGAGCCUACAGGGUUUUAACAGGGACCUCUAGGGGUGGGGGGGUGGGGGGGGGGAGAGGACUUGAGGGUGAAGGGAAAAGACGUUCCCGUGAAACUAAGUGACGGAGGAUGUUUGGAGAGUUAAAGGUUGGACGGGCUAAACCAGGAAGUGCUGCAUUCAUAAAGCUGUGCAUGACAGGUGAGGUGAAGUGUUUGGCCCUUCAUGCACUCAAACCUAGAAUGUCCAUAUCUCCGUCAAUCUUGUUUGUGUAUUUGUUAGUUGUUUUGUAAAAACAAACCAUGACCAGAGGAUAUUGUAACCACACAAACACACACACACACACACACACAAAAGUACACUUUAAUGGUUAGAUAUCAAUGUUUCUGAAACACUUCUUCACUCCCAUCUUUAGUAUGUGAAACACCACCUGAGCCAUAGUAGACUACUUUGACUAAGAUGCUUAUCCUCCAUCAUUCAUAAUCACUCAAGCAGAAAGAUCAUUUGACUAAAUGAUAUCAUACUCAUCGAGAAGGAAGUUCAUUCUUUCCACCUCGUUUUUGUGACCUAUGCAGCAUAUCCGCUUUUGAAUGAACAUAAUAUACUUACAACAGAUACAUCGCACACAAGUACACCAAGGCUAGUAGUGAUGCACAUGUAAUGACCAUCACUCCCAGCCCAGUCUCAAAGUCCUAUGGAACUACUUGAGUUUCUGUAUUUUAAUUUAUUAGAGGAAUAUCUUCAUUUUAUUGUUUUGUCCAUAUUUAUGUCUGUCUUACUUGGUCCUUUUGUCUUUCAUCUGCACUUGUUUUUUUUUACAUGUUUUCCUUUCUGCCCCUAUUUGAGUCUGUAUCUCACAGUUUUUGUUGUGUGAUUUGGUGGAAAUUCAUUAGGAAUGGGUGAGGGGGUUCAUUUCCUGGUUUGUUAGUGAGCUGCUUUUAAGGUACUUAUAGACUACAUUGUCAAUGGUGAGGUUGGUGGUGCUGUCCACAAGAGUGCUGCUUUUUGAUUGGACACCCUGUAUCUUUGAGUGACAGCCAUUUUGAAUAAGGAAUAACAUCUUAGGUCAUGCUUCAUAUUUACUAUUUUAUGUUACUUUUGAGUUAUUUAAUAACUCCCAAGAGCUCUAUUCCUGGGUUGAUUAAUCCUUCGAAACACUGUCCUUUAUAUUAUAUAUUAAUUAAUCUGUGUUUAUAUUUAAAGGGACCAUUUCUUACUUUAAGAUAAGAAGGGAUUCUGUUCUAAAUCAUGGUAUGCCUCUUCAAGUAUUUAGCUUUUUUUGUGGAAGUUUCUAAAAGGGAUUUUAAUAUUUUAACUGUAGGUAUUUUACUAUUUGUAUGUUUUGCACAUCAUGUAUAUCAGUUAGUAAACAUGCCAUUUAUUAUUAUGCAUUUGAAUAGACUGAAAACAAACAGCAAGGCCAGUCAUAGAUCUCUCAAGGCUUCCACUUAGCACAGUCUGCUCUAUUAAGAUGUUUUAUUUCCACUUAGUUAGCACAGUCUGCUCUAUUAAGAUGUUUUAUUUCCACUUAGUUAGCACAGUCUGCUCUAUUAAGAUGUUUUAUUUUCGAUGCCACCCUAGAAGUGGGGAUUUUGUGCCACAGGUAGAAAUGCCAACCUUCUUGACAGCAGCAUGCUGUCAGUAUAUAGAUUGUAAAAGAGUCAUUUGAAUACACUGUGUAGCACAAAGAAUCUGGUCAAAAGCACUGAAACGUUGCUCUACUCGGCUUGCACUUAUGUUUUAACCCUGAAUCUUGGUAGUUAGAUAAAGCUCCAACAGCGUUAAAUGGCGUGUGGUGUGUAUAAUUCAGGGAGAAGUCAACCAGGCAAGAAUGAACCCCAAUUCAUCUCUUUUUUUUAAAGCUGCAACAACCAUAUUUAUUUGUUGUCCCUACUGUAAGUGAAAGAUCACAAUUGAUUUGGUACAAAACAAUGCACUUAUGUUUUUGUUAUUGUUGUGAUUAAUAUAACAAUGUUUACGUUCUUAUUUUAUUUAUGUAAUUUGAGAAUGUAUGUGGAAGGUAUACACCAAGCAUUUUGUGUCAUAUUUUUUCAAAAAGGGACUUUUUAUUUGUCCAACUGUUCCAUGGGACUAACUUUUGUUUAAAGUUUAUAUAGUUUCGGUUUCUGUGUGAUAUUGCACUUUUGUAGUCCACACGCACUGUUCUUUCCCACUUCCUUAAAAAAUAGCCAAACAGGCCUCAGGAGUAGCAUUUACUUUGCUCACAUUGAGUCAAGCUUGAGGGAGAAUCCAUACUCUCCCACCCUGGCUUCAGUCUGCAGCCCCACCCCCACCUUACCAAUGUGUAAGGCUGAUUAACCACAGCUUUUGAACUUGGUCAUCAUUACCGUGAUGACUAUACUAUAACCACGACCCCUUUGUAUCGUUGCUAGGACUAAUGCAUUGCAGUGCACUGAAUGAAUCUGAUUAAUGCAUGUUAGUAGCUCUCAAAAAGAAACUGAUGUCUCAUAAGAGGAUUUCAACUUAGUAUUAGCCAAAUGCUUGUGCAUUGAAACCGGUGACACAGCCUGUGUCUGUCACUCCAGCCAAGAGCUUGUACAUGCGCCCGGAGAAACGGAAUGUGUUUUAGUUAGGGGGGAAAUAGUCUACCAUAGAGGAACAUGAGGGACUAGAACAGAGGCAAUAUACACUAUAUCAAAUAAACUGCACUGUUUAUUUUUUUCAAAAGGGCUUUGGAUCAAAGUGAAUACCAAUAAUGAAACUUAUUUAAAGUCCAUAUAAAUAAUGUAAAUAUGUGUAUGUAGAUUAUGUAUACAUACAGUGCAAACUAUAUACUCUGAUACUACUUUUUAUACAUGUACGUAAGUCUGUAAAGGGAAAAAGGAGUAAUGACGUAUGUGUACAUCAGUCCAAGCUCAGCUUCAGAGCAAAGGCUGAGGCUUACCACUGUGUGUUUACGAUCAAAUACAUCUGUAUGUGAACACAGAAUGAAACACAGAAGCACCUGAAUUUCAAUUCUGUGCUAUUGUAGAUGUGGAUAACACCAAGGGGGUUCAUGAUAAACCUUAUUGAGAAUGCGUGUAUCAUUAAAAUGUUUGUAUUAUUUUGUAUCUGAACAAGGCGGUGAGAAGGGGGGGCGGCAUGUGAACACCUCUGAUUACAACUGGAUAUCUAUGCAUUAUCAGAUAAAACAUUUUAAUUAACACUGAAGUGGUGUGUUAAACUGGUAUCUCAAAUGGAACAAUGAGACAUGGGCCCAUUUGAGCUUUCGGGCUUUUAGAACGCACUCUACUCGAGUGCUGCACUUGAACAUCCUGGUUUCGCUUCUCAGGGUGGCUUAGCGGCAACGUCCAGGCCUAGCGUCUUGUCUGAAACAUGGCUUUUAGGGAGGCAGAGAAGUGUCACUGUGUUUGUACCUACCGGGUACACAAAGAAUGAGUGUGAGGUUGUCUAUGGAAAGUGUUAUAGGACAUACUGAGG
Molecule: messenger RNA, 5731 nt
Organism: Hypomesus transpacificus
Lineage: Eukaryota; Metazoa; Chordata; Actinopteri; Osmeriformes; Osmeridae
Gene: paqr4a
Product: progestin and adipoQ receptor family member IVa
Exons: 3
Coding region: 1368-2294 (308 amino acids)
Cellular component (GO): membrane
Molecular function (GO): signaling receptor activity
Source: RefSeq, a predicted model, not a curated record